AUGGUGGUGAAUCGCCGAGCGCAACCGCGCGUCAAACCCCUGAAGUCCCACAAGAGCAAACAAGGAACGAAUCUGUUCUUCGCCAAUGGCAUCCUCUACUACGCCGACGCACCGGUGAAAAAAGUUGUCAAGUAUUCCGUGGACGAUCAAGACAUUCUCUCGACCGUUUACACGAAGAGGAGGUCGUCCCUCGCGAUACCCGUCUACAAGCAUUCAAAACUUCCCCCGAAUAUGAAUAUCGAGUCGACGGUCUUGAUGAGCGAAGGAGCUCAAUUGAAACUGAUGGAUCUCGAAACGAAGAGCGAGAAAGAUUUGAUUUUAGUGGACGAUGCCGAGGAGGUCUCAAUCGGAGCUGCGGCAACGCACCAGACAGGAACUCUUUUCUUCUCAACGAUUCAGCUCGAUAAAGGGACCGUGGAAGAGAGCCACGGAGGCUCAUUGUGCUGCAUGCGCCGAAGCGGCAAGGUCACCAAGCUCUUCGACGGGCUAUGCGUGCCCGAUGGGCUCUGCUUCAACGGAGACUGUACGAGACUCUUCGCGAUGGAACGCGGCGAGAAUCAUUUGGUCUGUUCGAAGCUCGACGAUCUGAGCAUCGCCGGUCCGGAGCUCGUCGUAGACUGGAAUAAAAGCCCGCUCCUGCCCAAAACCGUAGUGCGGGGUCUAACGAUGGAUAUCGAUGAUCGUCUCUGGAUGUGUUGCUCCGGAGAGGGAAAGAUCAUUCAGGUCGAUGUAGAGAAGAAACGUGUCCUGUUAGAGAUUCCUGCGCCGAAAGCCCGUGAGCUGAGUUCGCUCUGUUUCGGGGGCCCGGAGUACCGUGAAAUUUUCGUCGCCUCGUCUUACGCCGCUCUGACUCAAGACGAGCUAACGAAGCAGGUGAACGCCGGACACAUUUUGAGAGCCAAGGGAUACGAUGUACGCGGUAGAAAGCCUUUCCCUGUAAUGAUUGAAUUAAACUCAAGCAAAUCAAUGAAAGCAGCAGGCUCGACUAGGCUUGCAAUUCAGCAAACGUGA
Molecule: messenger RNA, 1011 nt
Organism: Galendromus occidentalis (western predatory mite)
Lineage: Eukaryota; Metazoa; Arthropoda; Arachnida; Mesostigmata; Phytoseiidae
Product: regucalcin-like
Exons: 6
Coding region: 1-1011 (336 amino acids)
Biological process (GO): L-ascorbic acid biosynthetic process
Molecular function (GO): gluconolactonase activity; calcium ion binding
Source: RefSeq, a predicted model, not a curated record